CACCCGCCAAGCUGCGGCGCGCUCCGGCGCCCGGCUGGGUGGAGCGCAGCCACUAGGUGCCAGGGAGCCGGGCUAGCGGAUUGCAGCGGAAAAGCAAAGAUGUCACAGUGGAUCCUGUGCCUCAAAGGUCCUUUAAAGUGAAGAUAAGCUCUUUGGGCUGGCUGGAGCUAGUCUAAGGCCUUAAAGUGGCAUGAAUAUGGCGUACGAGCUACUCAAUGGGAGCCAAACAUGGCUGUCCUCUCACGUUGACCUCAGUGGUUCAGUGGCAGCAGCCAACAGCUCAAACCAAACAGAACCAUACUAUGACCUGACCAGCAAUGCAGUCCUCACAUUCAUAUAUUUUGUGGUCUGCAUCAUUGGGUUGUGUGGCAACACACUUGUCAUUUAUGUCAUCCUACGCUAUGCCAAGAUGAAGACCAUCACCAACAUUUACAUCCUCAACUUGGCCAUCGCAGAUGAGCUCUUCAUGCUGGGUCUACCCUUCUUGGCCAUGCAGGUGGCUCUGGUCCACUGGCCCUUUGGCAAGGCCAUCUGCCGCGUGGUCAUGACUGUGGACGGCAUCAAUCAGUUCACCAGCAUCUUCUGCUUGACAGUCAUGAGCAUAGACCGAUACCUGGCUGUGGUCCACCCCAUCAAGUCAGCCAAGUGGAGGAGACCCCGGACAGCCAAGAUGAUCAAUGUGGCUGUGUGGGGAGUCUCUCUGCUGGUCAUCUUGCCCAUCAUGAUAUGUGCUGGGCUUCGGAGCAACCAGUGGGGGAGAAGCAGCUGUACCAUCAACUGGCCAGAUGAAUCUGGGGCAUGGUACACAGGGUUCAUUAUCUAUGCCUUCAUCUUGGGGUUCCUGGUACCCCUCACCAUCAUUUGUCUUUGCUACCUGUUCAUUAUCAUCAAGGUGAAGUCCUCUGGAAUCAGAGUGGGUUCCUCUAAGAGGAAAAAGUCUGAGAAGAAGGUCACCCGGAUGGUGUCCAUAGUGGUGGCUGUCUUCAUUUUCUGCUGGCUCCCCUUCUACAUAUUCAAUGUCUCUUCUGUCUCUGUGGCCAUCAAUCCUACCCCAGCCCUCAAAGGCAUGUUUGACUUUGUGGUGGUCCUCACCUAUGCCAAUAGCUGUGCCAACCCCAUCCUCUAUGCCUUCUUGUCUGAUAACUUCAAGAAGAGCUUCCAGAAUGUCCUCUGCUUGGUCAAGAUGAGCAGCACAGAUGACGGGGAACGGAGUGACAGUAAGCAGGACAAAUCCCGGCUGAAUGAGACCACAGAGACCCAGAGGACCCUCCUCAACGGAGACCUCCAGACCAGCAUCUGAGAUGCUUAAAGAAGAAAAUGCCAAGCUUUACCUAGUGGCAAUGUGCCCCCUAACCCCACCCUCUUCCUUCCUCCCACCCAUCACAUCUAGCUUCUACAAUAGGGAAUUGCUCAGCAUGAGUCCAAUUCAGAGAACUGUGUUUGAUUCAGCUUGUCUGAGUGAAUGAUAAUGUAUUAAAUUGAUUACCUCCCCCUUAAAGUGAACAUUUAAAUGCAGGCAGAUAGUUCAAAGUCUGGAAAAGAGAUCAUGCCUGGGUAUGAUUUUUAGAAGGUUGUUACUCAACAACAAUAGAAAAAUGUAUCUGUGUUUUUGUGUGCUUAAAACUCAAUAUGUAAUCUUGGGUUCUUACAUUUAUACUUGUAUAUUCCUAUCUAGUCCCUGUACAGUCAUCACCCGCAUUUCCUGUGGUCAUGUACACAAGUAGCAAGUUCAAGUGUGCAUGGUAUAUGUAAACAUUUAUUACAAUAUCGUACCCACAGAAAUGAACUUACUGUGAAGCCAAUAAAGUUUAAGCUUAAGGGCUCUCUCUUUCAUGAGCCUUUCCAAGGCCCAGGCAGAGCCCUGGCAGUAAGUUUACAUGGUCAUAUGUUUGUGUAAAAAAAAUUGUAAAAAUAGGAUAUUUUUGUGUCCUUUUUUUAAAAAAUGGGCCCCCUGAGUUGUUGAAGCUUCUAGCCUCAUAAAACCUGGUUCUGCCUCUGGUUAUUUGCUUCAUUAAUUUUAGGCAAGUUAAGUCCAAGUAACAAGGGAGAAGGAGAAACUAUCUGAAGAUCUAGAACAUAAUAAAUUCAUGUGUUUCCUCUUCUCAGACAUAAUCAAAGAAUUAUUCAUUUAACCAAAAGGACUUAAAUGGUGUAUUCAUCGAUCAUCAUUAUUUAUCAAGACAAAGCCUGCUUUAUCAUAAAAUUGCAUUUUUUCGUAUCACAUUAAUUUUUCUUAGGGAGCCAAAGGGGAAAAAAUCACUAAUGUGCAAGGCAAAUAAAAAUGGACUAUGAUUCUUGUGAGGAAGCAGUUCCGUUCUCCCCAUUGUGGAAAGAAAUGAGUAAGAAUGAAGCGAAAUUAUACUUUUAUGAGAAACCAUGAAAAAAAAAUUUAAUGCCAGACGUGGCUUCCUAAUGAAAGAAAAUGGAGAUGUAAUUCAACAGCCCCUCACAGGACUUUUUUAAAAGGGCUUUAUAUAGAGCUGGUCAUGAAGAAAUUUGCAGUGCAUACUAAAGACCUGACGGCAUUAUUCACAAAACAUAAAUGCACGCAUCAGACAAUGACUAUCCAGUGUGUGUGUGGGGGGGGGGGGGUGCUGGCACACGUCCCACCACAUGGCUGUCACUGUGACACCUUCCUCACCCACUGGAUACACAUUAAAUGCCAUACCCCUCAUGCCACUGGCUGUCCCAGCUCUUCCUUGACAACCACCGUUCAGUGGCACUUUUUGUCUCUGAAACUGUAGAUGGGCUCAUCUACAAGUGAUAAAAGAAGAGAUGAUGCCCAGUUCGUUGACUGGUCAGUUUCCAGAGUACUAGGAAGUACAGACUCGGGUAUCUGUAAGGUUGCCAUCAUCUCUCGUUUUCAGAUGAAGA
Molecule: messenger RNA, 2874 nt
Organism: Choloepus didactylus (southern two-toed sloth)
Lineage: Eukaryota; Metazoa; Chordata; Mammalia; Pilosa; Megalonychidae
Gene: SSTR2
Product: somatostatin receptor 2
Exons: 2
Coding region: 191-1300 (369 amino acids)
Biological process (GO): cellular response to glucocorticoid stimulus; neuropeptide signaling pathway; cellular response to estradiol stimulus
Cellular component (GO): membrane; neuron projection
Molecular function (GO): somatostatin receptor activity; neuropeptide binding
Source: RefSeq, a predicted model, not a curated record